Molecule: messenger RNA, 1553 nt
Organism: Oncorhynchus kisutch (coho salmon)
Lineage: Eukaryota; Metazoa; Chordata; Actinopteri; Salmoniformes; Salmonidae
Gene: il17a/f3
Product: interleukin 17a/f3
Exons: 4
Coding region: 259-774 (171 amino acids)
Biological process (GO): inflammatory response
Cellular component (GO): extracellular region
Molecular function (GO): cytokine activity
Source: RefSeq, a predicted model, not a curated record
AAAUAUCUAACUACAUCAUCAAUAUUUUUGAUCUAAGUGUGUUAUCUGUUGAUCGACAACAGUCACCGGAAAUACGUACAGCAUUGGAACCCUCCCUGCUUCUAGAACAAAGGCAACUUGAAACAUUCUGUCACAACAACGUUUCCCUCUGAAGAGACAGACAGACAGCAGAGAGAGCGAGAGAGAGAGACAGAGACAGACAGACAGCAGAGAGAGCGAGAGAGAGACAGAGACAGAUAGACAGAGCGAGCGAGAGAUAUGCUUCUGGUCAUGGUCUUCAGAGGUUUACUGGUGCUGGGUCUGAUCAUGUCACUGGAUGGACGUAAGAAAAGCCAGAAGACCAAACGGAAGGCAGCCAAUGGCUCCGGCCCAGUCGAGGUCUUUGGACGGAGAGUAAUGACUGUAGGUUUAGUUCUGGAUCCUAACCUGAAGACCGCUGUCUUCCCUGUCCUUCAUAAAGCCACCAGGUCUCUCUCUCCGUGGACAUACAGCGACACAUACGAUGAGACCCGGGUCCCUCAACAUAUCUCCCAGGCUCAGUGCCAGAGGUCUGGCUGUCUAACCCCAGACGGAGAAGAGGACAUGGGGUUGGAGUCCAAACCCAUACUCCAUCAGACCUUGGUGCUCCGCAGGGUUCAGGGAGAGAAGGGCAGCAGCGGAGGGAGGAAGAGGAGGAAGGGGAAGAAGAAGGGUUAUUUCUACAAACUGGACAGUGAGAGUGUAAAUGUGGGCUGUACCUGUGUGAGACCCAGCAUUUUCCCUCAGAAGCAGUGACAAUAAGAGAACUCCUAAUUCAAGGAAAAUCAUUUCAAAAAUCUUUAAAUAUAAAAAGUUUCCAUGGAAAAUGGAUUUCUGAUUAUUUUGUACAUUUCCUGAAUUGAUUUAAAUGGACCCUAACUCUGUAGAGUAGCAUGGCUGUAACGUAGAUGUCUUAGAAGUUAAUAAUGGACGUUGAUAUGUGUUUGUCUUUGGCUUUGAUGUUGACCCGUGGAAAUGGACAAAGUGAUGUAUCUGACCUCUUGACAUAUAGUCUACCUGGAAACAUCUGAGGUCAACGGCAGGGUUCACAUUCUCUGUUCAUACUUUCCUACCGUGUUUUAGUUCAUUUAAAUGACUUGUUAAAUGACUUGUUUAUUUAAAGGGAUGCUUCAGGAUUUUGGCAAUGAUGCCCUUUGUCUACUUCCCCAGAGUCAGAUGAAGUCGCGGAUACCAUUUUUAUGUCUCUGUGUUUAGUAUGAAGGAAGUCAGAGGUAGUUUUGUGAGCCAAUGCUAACUAGCGUUAGCACAAUGGCGAAGUCUAGGAGUAUCUGCUAUCAUUGCCAAAAUGCCGAAGUAUCCCUUUAAAAGACUUGUUCAUUAAAUUAUACCUGUUUAUAUAAAUGACAGUGACAUCAUUAAAGUUAAGUUGCACAAGACUAAAAUGUCAAAGUAAACAUUCAUUUUUUAAAUUCAAAUAUUUUUAUUGUAUAGGAAUGUCCAUAUGAUAUGUAUCCUGUGACUAAAUAUUGACCCUAGUUUGUAGUAGAAUGAACACUUACCCACUUAAUGUGUUU